AUGCAGGUCUUCCUCACGGCAGAUGUUGCACAUAUAGAGUAUGAGACUGCACGGAAAGCUCAAAGACCCCAGUGCUAUGCGGCCUACAACGAACGGCAAACCUCCCGCCAAAGGCUCGCGCGGGUUCCUGGAACUUGUAGUUCUUUCCCUCCCGACUCUCCUCCCGAUGACGCGAAUUGGACGAUCAGAGGCCUGCCCGGAAGUGUUGCUAUGGCGGCGGUGCCCCCCUUCAGUGGCCUGGUCUCCGAGUUGGAAACCUACCGGGGCAGAGACCGAGUGAUACGCACCAUCUGCUAUGGCUGUCAACUGGCUGGAGGGAUUUUGGUGGCCAGAAGACAACCUGGAGAACCAUCCCUUGGCCAAGGCCUCCUGGCUGUCUCAGCACAACUGAGUCACUGUCGAACAGUUCUACGGCUUUUUGAUGACCUAGCCAUGCUUUCCUAUAGCUGCCAGUAUGGACUGGGGAACAAGGAGAAGGAUACAGCAAUGCGCUGGCUUUCUGUCUUCAACAACGUAGCUGACCAGCUUUAUUACCCCUGUGAGCAUGUGGCCUGGGCUGCCGAUGCUGAAAUUAUCCAUGCCAACUCAAGUAGGUGGUGGACACUCAGUACGACUCUCUGGGGCUUUUCUCUGCUGCUGGGGAUUGCACGAUCUCUCCGAAUUUUAUUACUCCUAAGAAGAAAGCAGCAUACAGAAUCCAGAGACUUCUAUCAGAAAACAAGGGCUGAAAUGCACAUACAAGCCUUGACCAUCAUCAGCAACCUGGCUGACCUUGCCAAUGCCAUCCACUGGUUGCCUCCAGGAAUUCUCUGGGCUGGAAAGUUUUCUCCAUGGUUUGUGGGCCUCAUGGGAAGUAUUUCUUCCUUCAUUGGGAUCUAUGAAAACUAUGCAGGGGCCAGUUGUGGAACAGUUUGAACAGCAGCUUCACAAUGCUGGAGAAAAGGGGCUAUAACAGGAAUUCAUGAAGGGUUACAUAAUCUCUGUUGAAAUGGGGGAGAGUAAUUCCUAUAAUGGGGGAGAGUAAUUCCUAUUAUGGUGGAGGCUAGAUUGGGAUUAGGUUCUACUAUUAAAACAUGGUGCUGCUUUUAUAUAACUCAUACGCACUUUCCUGGAGGAUCUAUUUGCGAGAGCUUAUAGUGUUUAGUUUGCCUACUUCACUCUCUGUAUAGGUAGUCCUUGAGUUACAACCUCAUUGGAGCCUGGAAUUUCAGUCAUAAGUCACUGUUUCCAUAAGUCAAAGCACCACAUGACCAGACUUGAUUUUACAAUUGUUUUUACAAUGAUUGUAGAGUGAGUCACUGAUUGUUAAAUGAAUUACAUGGUGGCUAAACAAAUCUGUUCUUCUAAAUGGGCAUUUUUGCUGGAAAUUGGCAAGAAAAGAAAACCCAGAAACUGGUGAAAACAUCACAAAUUGUGGUCACAUGGUCACAGGAUGCUACAACCAGUCGUAAAUACAAGCCAACUGCCUUGCGCCCAAAAUGUAAUCAUGUGACUGUGGGAAGGGGGCGGUAGUCAUAACCUCAAGGACCCGUUAUAUGUAGCUUUUUAACAGUAUGUUGUAAUUUCAACCUGUUGUUAGCUACCUUAAGGGACAAAUGGCUGCCCUGCCAAUUAAAUAAUUUGGCUAUGUUUUUUAUGUGAAGAAUACAGUCUUGCUCUAUGUACAGUAUUUUAAUGUAAAACAAUUAGGAUUGAUAAUAAAAGAUACAAUCUCACAUUUUUCCUUAGCUGAUUGGCUCUCUUGAUAUAGCUCUGGACACUUGUCUUUUCAUCAAAUGUUUACUUGGAGUAUGAAAUCCUGUUCACUCAUAGCUACAUUCAAUUUCAGAGAGCCAGUUUGGUGUAGUGGUUCAGGCAUCAGGCUAGAAACUAAACCACGAGUUCUAGUCCUACACUAGGCCCAAAGCCAGCUGGGCCAGUCAUACUCUCGAUCUAGGUUGGAGGCAGUGGCAAACCACUGCUGAAAAACCUUGCCAAGAAAACUGCAGGGACUAAUACAGGCAGUUGGCAGGAAUCAACACUGGCUAGAAGACACCAAAAAAGCAAGCAAAUAAACUCAAAUUCCACUGCAGAGAAAUCUCAGGGCAUUAAAGAGUAGCUGCCCAAUUCACAAUGCAGUGGAGACAUUGCCACUUUUGGACAUAAUUAUGUUUUCACACCAUAGAACAUCUUUCAUGAUUCUCUCCUUUUGCACCAGUUUAUUUGGCUUUCAUCCACAUCUGAUCUCCAACAUGGGAGCUUAGCUUGCUAGCUAAGAAGUCUUGAAACCCUCUCUCAGACAAGAGCCCUACAGAAAGGAUUCAACAAAGAUCUGUGUUAUCUAUCAGAAUUAUAAUUCACUAUGUAUCUGAUUUGAGGGAGACCAUAGUUUGCUUUGUUUUGGCAACCACCAACACAAGUAAUCACAUCAAAUGCAAUUUCAAACAAAGAUAAUACUUCAAAAGACAUAUUUUAAGGUUCGAUUUAUGGUUUCAUGGAUUGACUCAAACAGGUUCAGGUUUCAGUUGUAUCUGAGAUUCCACAAUUAUCCUAUAGUAGAGCAACAGUUGCAAUCAUUGCUUAAAAAAUAGCCAUAAUUUGUUGUGACAGGAUCCCAUUUGAUCAUUACAGUAGUGCACAAAUUUGACAAAAAAAAUUAAACACUGAAAACCAUCAACUUUACAAAUAAUUAAAAAGGAGAGUUACAUAGAAUGAUUGCUAUGUAAUAACCACUAAGAGAGGAUCUAUGUACAAAGUUACUAGGAUUUUGUCUAAAGAGAUAGUUAAAAAUCUGUUGAAGAAGCUUCAGGCUGAUGUAUUCACACAGAGAAGUAAAGCGCAAAAUGAGCUUUUCAGACUUAAGCCACUAGAGGCAGAGGACUUCUCAAUAAAGUUAUAGCCACUUCUUACUACAGAGAAACAUUUUUGUUCAUCAGUAAGACAGAAAAGGAAAUAAAAAUGCCAUCCAUGUUCUAAAGUGCUUGGGUUCGUCUCACACCAUCCAUAUAUAUCAGAAAACACUGAUAAGCAUGGCACAAAUGGUCAGUCAGAAUGCAAUUCACAAACAUCGUUAAGUACAAUAAAAUUACUUAAAGGAUUUUUUUUUGUGAUGCAGCUGGUAGAUCUUACACAAAGAGCUUAAAAGCUAAUU
Molecule: messenger RNA, 3130 nt
Organism: Pseudonaja textilis
Lineage: Eukaryota; Metazoa; Chordata; Lepidosauria; Squamata; Elapidae
Gene: PEX11G
Product: peroxisomal biogenesis factor 11 gamma
Biological process (GO): peroxisome fission
Cellular component (GO): peroxisomal membrane
Source: RefSeq, a predicted model, not a curated record